Messenger RNA from Vitrella brassicaformis, 4157 nucleotides. The record is from the annotation of a GenBank genome assembly. Lineage: Eukaryota; Vitrellaceae.
UGACGACUGUUUCAGGACUCGUUGGACGUGCUUGCAUCUCUCAGAUCAGUGUCACUGACGACACCCUUUCACAAGGUGGGCUGAGUUUCACCGGAACAGACAGCAGCGCAGCCUUGAUGAUUUCCCUGCCUUGCCUUGCCUGCAGGUGGUGUGGAGCGACUGUGAGUGAAGAUAAUAUGUCAGGAGCCCUGACCCAAGACCUCGUUCGUGUCCUACAAGGCCUCCGCCGGGUGGCAGGAGUGGUCGUCGAGUCGCCCGCACUGACCGCCCCGCAGUGGCGCAGAUUCGACCCCUCACGCUUGAACGGCGACGCCCAGCUCAAGGCAGAUGAGUCGGCCCAUGAGUCAGCGGGGUCCGAAGAGGCGGCCUUCACGGCAGCGGGCUACGUGCAGAUGGCCGAGUCGUUCAACCCAUCACUGGCACGGCAGCUGCGGCGGCGGGAGCCGCCUGCACACGCCAUUAGCUAUGUGCAGCACCAUGAGGAGGAGCACUACGGCGCCGCCAGCGAUGAGCGGUGGGUGGACGACGGUGGCCCGGCUGUGAGAGUGGAGGAGUAUCAUGAUCAUGGUGUGGAGUUCGAGCCCAUCCCGUCAGCUGCUGCGGAUCAUCAUCUUUCUGACGAGCCGGCGUCGGGGGUGCGGACAGACAGCGCGGACAACAAUGGGCAUGAGGUGCCUGAGGCGGCCGCGUACUCGUCCUUCUCUGUCCCGCUACAAGCGUCACGCCGCGCCGAUCUAUCGGCAGUAUCAUCAACACCGGCAGCGGCAGCGUCAUCGCGGCCGCCGUCGUCAAGUGAUGUGUCGAGCCACCACCAUGACGUUGAUGCGUUCGUCAACGAGGGCGGCUCGUCGACGUCAGCCUCAUCGUCUGCUGUGGCCGCUGGCCACCCCCGUGUGUAUGAGAGCAGCCCGGCCCCGGCAGGCUUUGAGCCGCGAGAGAUCGCCGUCCCUUCGCACCCCAUGUCGCGCGUCAUGCACUUUGGCGGCCUCUUCAUGGGUUUGGCUGCCGGCACCCUGGCCGAGUCUGUCCGGCGAGUCUCUCGGGUGAGUGAGUGACUGAGUCAAUGCCCACAGACAGCCAGAAGACGCCAGCUGUGGAUGUUGCGGUGGUUAGGGUGAGGACACAGGCGACCUGCGGUCCCGCGUGUUGAGCCCGCAGAACGCCGAGAGGAUAUCUCUGACGCUGGCCAAGAUGAGAGGCGCGGCACUCAAGCUGGGCCAGAUGCUCAGGUAGGGACACAGGCACAUGGGCACAGACAGACACACAGGUCGAUGGAGAGAGAGAGAGUGGCCCACAGUGGUGUGUAUGUGUGUGUGUGUGUGUGUGUGUGUCUCUGGUUGGUGUCAGUCUGCAGGAGGAGUAUCUGCCUCCCAUCCUCAGAGAUGCCGUGCAGAGGGCCCGGUGAGGGAGGGAGGGAGGGAGUGAGUGAAUGCCUUCCUGCCUGCCUGCCAGCUGUGCGGAUGGGUGGUGGCUGUGUGCUCGUGUGGUGGUGAUUCCUCUGUCCGCAGGAACUCAGCCGACAUUAUGCCCAAGAAGCAGCUGCAUGGGGUGUGGUGAUGGAGAGAGGGAGGGAGAGGCAAGGGGCAACACACAGGCGCACACACCACUCGUCUGUGUGGGUCUGCAGGUGAUGGAGAAGGAGCUGGGUCGCCACUGGCGCUCCAAGUUUGCGAGGUUCAACGAGAUCCCCAUUGCUGCCGCAUCCAUCGGACAGGUCAGUCAGAGAUCCAUAUCAUCCCAGACAGACCUGUCUGACACAUCCCAUCCCACUCACAAGACGGAGCAAGGCAAGCAGCACCAGUAGAUGUGUGUGUGUGUGAAUGUGUGUGUCAGGUUCACGAGGCUUGGCUCCACGAUGGGACGAGGGUUGCAGUGAAGGUGCAAUACCCGGGUAUGCACGGAUGCGUGGAGGACGGCUACCUGGCCCCAUUCACGUCUUUUGUCAAUGUGUGUGUGCGUGCGUGUGUGUGUGUGUGUGUGCCUUGGGGCAGGCGUCGAUCGGUCCAUCGAGAGCGACCUCAAAAACCUCCUCAGCCUGGUCAGUCUAGCUAAGUACAUCACCCCGCAUCCAUCCAUCCUUCCAGCUCUUCCUCCCUCCAUUCACUCACUCUAUCUUUGGUGUGUCCAUCCAAUUUGUGUGCCUAUCGUGUAGGUGACCUACACCAAUUUGGUGCCCAAGAGCAUGUACCUGGACGUCUUGGCUCGCGAGAUGAAGACCGAGCUGCUGGCCGAGUGCAACUACGAGAACGAGGCGGGGUUCUACUCCAUCUUCAGGUCGGUCGGUCGCCCGCCCGGCCGGUGCCUGCACUGCACUCACGGGGUGUCCUGUGUGUCUCCUGUGUGGUGUCCAGGAAGCUGUUUUCUGGCCGUGGGGGGCUGUACGUGCCAGAGGUGAUCCACGAGCUCUCGACGAGACAUGUCCUCACCACCGAAUUUGUCACCGGGGUCAGUCAGUAUGCUCUGAUAUACAUGACGUCCCACAGGCGGCCGACCGGUCGGUCUUUGGUGUGUGUCCUAUAUGCGUCAUGCGUCAUCUGUGCAGAUCUCUCUGGACGAGGUGGUGACCACGAUGGACCAGGCGACGCGCGACUCGAUUGCCAAGCGGCUGCUGCACCUCUGCCUGCACGAGCUCUUCAUCUACAAGAUCAUGCAAACGGUAGGCAGGUCACAACACAACACGACAGACACACCAGACAGACACACUGUGUAUGUGUGUGUGGGUGUGUGUGGGUGUGUGAAGGACCCCAAUCCCGCCAAUUUUUUCUACCGAGUAGAGGACGACACUCUGUGCCUCAUCGACUUCGGGGCCGGUGAGUGAGUGCACUCAGCCACACAGACAGACAGACAGACAGACAGCACAGGCGUAGACGCCUCACCGCACACACACCACACCCAUUGUGUGUGGGGGGGUUGCCCUAUCAUAUUAUCAGGUCGUGCUUACCAUCCCAAGUUUGUGGACGACUACAUCCACGUGGUGCAUGCGGCCGCCAGGAACGACUACAACCGAGUGGUGCACUACUCCAAGGAACUCGGCUUCCUCAACGGUCGGUCAGCCGCCGUGCUGCAUGCACAUACACACACGUGUGGGAGGUGAUGUGUGGCCGUGUGUCGUGUGGCGUGUGUCGUGUGGUGUGUCUGCAGGCAGUGAGUCGCGCAUAAUGCUCGACGCCCAUGUGCGGUCCGUCGUGGCCGUCGGUGAGACACACACACACACACAGACACACAGACACCCACGAGCUCACUGAACCGCCGGACUCCGACACUCAGGUGAGCCGUUCUCCGCUGAGGGGAUGUUCGACUUUGCGAGCACCAACAUCGUCAACAAGGCAAGCCUGUCUGUCCACACACCACACACAUAUUGGCUGUCUGGUCUAUAUCUCUGAUGUGCGUCUGUGCGUCCGUCCGUCCGUGUGUGUCCGUGUUUGUGUGUGUGUGUGCGUGUGUGUGUGCAGGUCUAUGAGUUGAGUCCGGUGAUGCUUGAGCAUCGGCAGAAGCCGCCGCCCCCCGAGGUCUACUCGCUGCACCGCAAGCUGGCCGGCUGCUACCUCCUCUGCAUCAAACUCAAGGCACAUGUGCCGGCCAAAGAGGUGCGGGCCCCUCACACACACACACACACACGCCGCCGCCCCCCGAGUCUCUCCAUCCUUUGCUGGUGUGUGUGCAGAUGUUUGACGAUGUGUAUGCCCGCUAUGAGUUCAGCGGCCCAGACACGUACCAGGGGGUCUAGCUAGCUCGGCCCCCCUCGCACACAGCCUCUCCUGUCGGUCUUUUGCGUGUUCUGAUUAUGAUGGUGGGUGGAUGGAUGGAUGGAUUCAUGUGUGUCGAGUAUACUGCAGCAAGCGACCUGACCGCGUGUGUCAACUCACUCGGUUGGCCGGUUUUGUCCAAUGGGCUAUCUCCUGGCUGUCUUGUCUGCCUGUGUGUUUGUCGCCGACAGUAGGUGCUGUUUGUCGUAAGGAGUCAUGACUGACGCCCGAAGGGCUUUUCCUUUCUAUCUUUGUCGUAAGGACAGAUCGAUGGGGAGUGUUUGUGAGUGUGUAGCAUGCCUUCCUUCAUGUGGACAGGGGAUUGCAUUGUGCAUUCACCGACAAGUGAGAGAUAGACCGCCGACUGACUCACCAGACACGUCAGUCAACGCAUCAAGUCACUCAUCGCGG